CAGAUGGUCCUAUACCCCCCAUCACUCUGGUGCCCACAAAAGCCACCUGGGACAACGCCACUAGCCAGUGCCACGCGCAGGGAGGUCACAUGCCUGCGGUCAGCUUGAAUGACGUCAGCAGCUUGACCGCGGUCAUCCCUCACAGUAGCCAGGCCUGGGUGGGCGGGAGGAUCACGGACACAGCCUGGACAUGGUCAGACAGCUUUCCGUUCCCCGUCCUGACCUCCAGGUAUGAGAGCACCUCAGACUUGCCGUGUGGCUCCCUCUACAAAGGUGGCCGUCCCAACUCCGAGAUCCUCGUGGUGUUUGACGCCUGCAACCACAUGGCCUCCAUUCUGAAGCAGCCUCUGUGUCAGAACUGCACUGGUCAGACUUGUGAUCUGAUCACAUCCAGCCAGCUGACGUCCUGGGAGUGGGCCGCCCAAGUUUGUGAGGACAAUGGUCUGACUUUAGCCACACCGGCAGUGAGAGAUUUGAGCAAGGCUUUUGUGGGGACUUCGGGGCAAGGGCAGGGGUUCUGGAUAGGACUGCGGAGGACGACAAAACUACAGUGGAUAGAUGGUAGCCAGCUGGACGCCGCAGACUACGAGGGCGUGGUGAGAGAUGAGGGCGGGGACUGUGUGAUGGGCGUGUCUGACGGGAGGGGCGUGGUCAGUCUUGUCACCAGGAGCUGUACAGAGGAGAGCCCGUACCUUUGUCAGACUUAUACUCCAAAUGCAGUUACUACCCCGAAACCAUCAGACGUGGUCACGGGCCAGGUGGUGAUCACGGCCCACGCACCGCGACCUAGACGUCCCCAGACCUGGUCCUACUUCGCCACCCCAAAGACGUGGGCCGAGGCGAAGGUCAAGUGUCAGAACCUCGGGGUCAAUCUGAUUCAAACCCAGAGCAGUGACCUUGGUGACGUCAGCAGCUACGUGCCUGAGGGCUCGAGUGUCUGGACAGCUUCGGAUCUAAAGUUGGAGGCGUUUGACGAGAGGGUGAGCGAUAAAGGUAGAGACUGUGUCGCCAUUGUGAGAGACGCUCAUGGAUUGGCCAAACUACAACUGGAGGACUGUGACAAGGCCAAACCUUUCCUCUGUGGUUGACAAGAGCGAAGGACGAGCAGAGACAGAUGUAAACAGUUAUCUAAUCAAUUCUAGAAAAUAUGAAUUUGAAACGUUGUGACAGGAAGAAAAAGUCUGAUAAAAAUAAUGAUUAAAGAUUUUGCCAUGACAAAAAAA
Messenger RNA from Aplysia californica (California sea hare), 1223 nucleotides. RefSeq lists its product as uncharacterized. The record is from RefSeq and is a predicted model, not a curated record. Lineage: Eukaryota; Metazoa; Mollusca; Gastropoda; Aplysiida; Aplysiidae.